This is a messenger RNA of Lytechinus variegatus (green sea urchin), 7167 nucleotides long. Its product is annotated as mucin-3A-like. The coding region runs from base 1 to 6858 and encodes 2285 amino acids. The record is from RefSeq and is a predicted model, not a curated record. Lineage: Eukaryota; Metazoa; Echinodermata; Echinoidea; Temnopleuroida; Toxopneustidae. The transcript has 16 exons.
AUGUCGACUGAAUUAGUUUACUCCACAAUUGUCCCACCCUCGUCUAUUUCACCAAGCUGUGCGUCACCAGCUCAUUCGAAGAUAUGUUUCUCUUUCGCUUCUUCUGGUAUAUCCUGCACCUGUACGAAUCCUCCGCCUUCACUGCCUCCAAAUUUCUGUUCUACGAUCAACUGUGGUUCAUCGAGGAUAGCCCCCACAACUAUGCUGCCAUCCGAUUAUUCUACAGACGAGUCGUUCAUCUACGAGACAGUGGAAAUAACAACGGAAGUCUUGAUUUAUCCCACUCCUGACACAACUCAACUUUUGCCAAGCUUUGACGUCUCCUCCAUAAUCAGUCAAAGUACAAGGUUCUUCACAGAUUUUCCAAUCUCCAGCGAGAUUUCACGGCCAGAAACAACCAUUGGUCUAUCACCAUCUUACUCGUUUGACAGCGGGUUUCGUAGUUUUACCUCCAGUCAAAUGGAGUCCCUUGAAACUCAAGUUGAAACAACCUAUAUGGUGGAAACAUCGGAUAUAUCAUUCCCUAGUUCUGAAAUCGUAUCUUCAAACCUGGAGCCUUCAUACACCUACACUUCCCCAUCAUCGGAAUUAACCCCGUUUAGCACAUUAUUAGAUCGAUCUAUUGUUUCAGAGCCUCCAUUUACCAGUGUAUUCGAAUCGCAGACUUUAGACAUUUUCACCAGCUUGGCACCAUCCAUUGAGACAUCAUACUCCUUUCCUUACCCAGAGUUUUCUAGAUCAACCUUAAUUCCAGACAUUAGUGAAGUGGAUUCAAUAUUCACUGAUGUAUAUUGGACUGACAUCUAUGAAACAAUCACGACAGAAGUGUUUGAAUAUAUAACUACAGAUGUAUACGAUAGUCUGACAGUUAGUACAGAAGCCGAAGUACAACCACCCAGUACUAUAUUCUCUAGAACAAGUCAACCUAGUUUUCAGACACAAUCAACCCUGCAGCUUACAAGUCAAGAUCAAACUUCAUUGUCAUCAGCAGUCAUGGAAACAACUAUUCUUCCAAUAGAUACCAGCGUUAGCUAUAUCUCAUCAAUAAUAUACACAUCACUUGAGGAGUCCCCAGUAAUACCCAUUACUUCAAGUGUAUAUCUGACAACUACGGAUAUUGAGAGUGGAACAUCAUCUCCAGAUCUAGACACCGCGUCAUUUUUCUUUAGUACCAUUGUGGAUUCGACCACUAUUUUAGAAACUGAUAUAACUACUGGUGUAUCAUCCUUUGCCGAUUCGACACUGAUAUUUAGCAGUGAGGACAGAGUAACUUCUUUGGAAACGAUUACAUCUUCGCUCCUAUACAGCACAUAUGUGGAUUUUAGUACAGUUCUUGUCAGCGAUUCAUUGACUGGUAUACCGUCCAUGGCCGAUUCUACGGUGAUGUCAAUUAGUAGUAUGGAGACACCUUCUUUGGAACCAAGUACACCAUCGUUCCUGUACAGUACGGUUGAAGAAUUUAGCACUAUCAUAGUGACUGAUUCAUUUCCGGACUCGACGAUGUUGUUUAGCAGUGAGGUUGGAACCGCUUCUUUGCUACCAAUUUCACCAUCGUUCUUAUACAGCUCUGGAGUAGAUUUGAGUACCAGUCGACCUACUGGUUCAGCAAGUGAUGCUCCCACCAUGGGCGACACGACCCUGAUGUUCAUUAGUGACAGUCUGGCAACGUCUUUGGAACAAAUUCCGUCAUCUUUCAUGUACUUCAGUGUUACAGAUAUGAGCACCAUCCUCGUUACUGAUACAGUCAAGGAUGCAUCCUCCGUUCUUGACUCCACGAUGGUGUUCAGUACUGAGAUUAGGACCACUCCUCCGGUACCUACCACACCGUCGUUCCCAUACAGCUCUCUUGUAGAAUUGAGCACCAUUCUUCUCACCGAUUCCGUAUCUUAUCCACCCUCAAUUGCAUUCUCGACGUCGGUAGUGAGUGGUGACAGUAGGACCCCUUCGUUGGUACCAGUCACACCUUCGUUCCGUGACAGUACCCUUGGGGAUUUUAGCACCUUUAUGGUUACAGAGACAAUUGCGGAUUCAUUUUCUGAGUCAAUGAUGACCAGUAAGGAGAUUGAAACCACUUCUUUGGAAUCGAUUCUACCAUCCUUGGCAUAUAGCACCGUUAUGGAUUCGAGUUCUUUUCUAAUAACCGAUACAAUCAUUGAGGAGUCAUCAAUGUCGCCCUCUACGGUGGAGUUUCACCCUCCGCCAUCAACCAUGUCAUUCCCAUCAAGCCUUAUGCCGAGUAUGCCGACAUUUACACCAAUGGUGCCUUCGUCCUUGCAGACACCUUACCUUGAUACAUCAUCCAUUCUAAUAACCACCACGGUAGAUAUAGAAACCCUGUUUUCAAUGAGUAGCUUUGAUGGGCUGUCUUCAUUCCGUACGGACUUCUCUGAAAUAUCUGUGACUCGUGUGUCGUCUGCUUUUGUGUCAUCUGAUUAUCUCACAGAAACACUAGUCACAUCCAACAUUGUUUCUGUAAAUGCUACUGAUACAUUACCAGGGACAAAAACAAGUACAGACUACUCCACCCUCCUUAUAAUAAGCAGUGAUUCCGUCGUUCACACUUCACCUAGUACAUCAUUUGAAACAAUAACAACCAAAGUUGUAGACCCCGUUGCUUCUUCAGAACUGACAUCAUCGGAGUCUCUUCAGAUAACAAGCAUGGACACCUCCCUGUAUACAACGUUCCAGGAUACGUUAGUCAGUGAAACAUUGCUCAUACCGCCAACGACUGUACUGGAAUAUUCAUCCAGUGCCCAAAUGACUCCAAUCAUCCCACCUUCUUCCAGUCUAAUGCCCGGAAUGUCAACAUCAAACAUCUAUGAAACCGUUUCGUCCGCAACAACAGAUUUCAUGCCACCACUCUUUAGUACAUUCGAUAUUAGUACAUCAUCUAUUGGUAUCUUACCAAGUCCUUUAACACCUGUAGGUGCUACGUCAAUUAGAACAACUGCUGAAGCUUCAACUGACAGUUCUAGUUUCCUAGAAACCUUGUCCAUUAUCACACCAACAAGUGAAUUGUACCAAACGAUAUCAAGUCCAAUGGCUACAGAUAGUCCUACAAUCUCAAGUAGCGAGAGCAAUCCUCUUAACUCCAUCCUCACGCUGGACUACAGCUCUUUUUCCACACCACCAUUUACGGCAGUGACUCCUUUAGAAACAACUGAUUAUGUGAUACCCAGCACACCUGACGCAAUCACACCUUCAACACAAAUACUUUUUUCGACAGAGAUGACAUCUUUACCGUCGAGUAGUUAUGCGGAGAUAGAGACGUCAGCUGUAACAAGUGAAGUAAUGACAGAUACAGUCAGUCGUGGGUACUCGAUGAUGUCAUCGGUUGCUCCUACGUCAACAAUCCUAGUCCCAAGUUCAACUGAUCCUAUCCUGAGCGAAUCAAGUAGAGUGUUAGAGUCAUCAACGUUGCCAGAAACGCCACCUUUGACUUCUUUCCCAUCUACAAUCCCCAGUCUAUCACAGUCAGAAAAAUAUCCAUCUACAUUUUUUACACCAAGUGAAUCACUCCUGUCAACUAGUGCGGAAUAUCAAGCAACCGCUUCAGUGAUCAUGUCGACACGAUCUCAGUUGGUCACAUCAAGUAUCCCACCUACAACUCUUCCUGCUGCCACGACAACUGAAUCUCCAAUCGAGGUACCAUCUGAGUUUCAACUUGUGAUGGAAAUCAAGGUUUCUACCUCCGAGGACAUCAUGGCUGAAGACUUUUCUGAUAAUCUCUCCAACAACCUUGAAAUCCUGUACAUAGAAGCUGGAAGCAAUAUUCUUGAAAGGCGACGUAGAAGUAACCUGGAAGUAGACUCGCAUUUGGAAAUCCCUUCAGACGAGGAAUGGAUAUUCACCAGAAAACAACAAACCUAUGGAGAACGUAAUAGAAGGCAGCUUCUAGCCUUCCAAGGGAUGCUCAGAGCCAAGGUGCAGCCCGUAUUCCAGCCGUCAAAAGGCGAUUCUUCUGCUGAAAUAGAAUGGAUGUUCGUCUCAAAGCAGAUUGGCAAAACAAGUGUAGGGCUAGACGUCACAAGAACAAGUAAUAUUCGGAGGAAAAGGCAGACUGAUCUUUCGGAUGAAGUAGAAGUGCCGAUAUUGACGUUGUCACGUCCUGAUGAUGUUGACCCGGAGACCGUUACUUUGACCUUUUACGUAACGGAAAAUGAUACAAUGGUUUUAGCUUCUGAGGCAGCAACCACGUACGGCAGUCUGACUGAAGCGGAGAUGAGUGCCCAGUUAGGUUACGCUGUAAGAAGCAUGCCACACCCAGUAGUACCGGCCCCAACUACUACCCCAGACUACCCCUACACCAUACCACCCGCCAACCAGGCCGACUGGCUAAAGGUAGCCCUGAUCAUCGAUACUGCCUUUGACGAAACCAAUGCAACAUUUCAGAAGCAACUGCGGAACGACCUGGAGUUCCUCUACGUCAAUGGCAGUGCUAUAUUAGAGACCAACUCAGCAAGGACAAGACGGGAUGUUAAGAUGGAGUAUCCCGGCGAUAUGGUCUUUCAAGGGGACAAUCUGGUUCGGGAAAGGAGAGCCGCAGACCCAAGCUCCUUGACGGAAGUGGCUCUGGAAUCAGUCGAUCGGUCACAAGCUGAAGGAGAGGACGUUGAUGUGGUGUUCUAUGUCGUUGAUCAAGGAAGUGUGGUUCCUGGGGCUACAGCCUUGAUUCCAUACCAGCAGUUCAGUCUUCAGGAGCUAGAGGGCGUUCUAGGAUAUCAGGUGGUAUCUCCAGGGGUGACCCUCUUCUUGACUGCCACGCCCACUGGUCUUGAUUGGUGGUGGUAUCUCCUGAUAGCCCUUGCAGCUCUCUUUCUUCUUAUAGUCAUCUUCCUCAUCAUCUACUUCUACUGCUGGUCUAAGAAAACAGCAAUUAAGUCAUUGGAUAAAGUGGACCGUUCCACAUCAGUUGAGCUUGGAUUCCUUCGACUCGAGAAGGAAACAAAGCCAAAACUCGUUGUCAUGGAGACAGUUCUUGAGGAGAAAACUUCCAAGAGAGGCCAAGUUAACGGAAGCGCAUCUCGAGAGGCGGGCAAGGAAAGACUUACAGAAGAUGGGACUCAAAAAUAUAAAAGGAAAAAGAAAAGCAAACGAGCAAAGGAAUCAACGAGGGAGUAUGCUAAAAGAGGCUAUUUGAGUGAUGAGGAUGACCAGCUGUUCAGUCAUGUCGACGUCCAUGCGACCAAGCCAAAGACCAAGAAACCGCCAGGUGCCUCGAGAGUACAGAACAACAUGGUUUACCCUGAAGCCGAGAGACUCCCGCCACUCAAACACCGAUCACUGGUAGCCUACUCGGAGACAGAGAGUGAACUUAGUAACGAGCAGCUUCGGAUGAUGAGAAGGGCGGGGAUGCCGAAGUCCUGGUAUACAACACAUAUUGACAAAGAUCCGGAGGAGCUGAAAAAGGACAUCGCAAGAGAGAAGAAGAAACAAAGAAAGAAGAAGGAAAAGAAAAUCCAAGACCAACUGACGGCAGAGCAAAUGCAAAAAGAGUUUGAUGCAGUUCUUGAUGGAAUGGAUGAACAAGGAAUUAAGAAUCCAACUGCAAGACAGCUGCAAUAUACAAGGACGGAUCGUUGGAAACCUAAGGUUGUGAAGAGGAAAAGUGAAAUUCCUGAAUCAGCAGGAGACAUCGACGAGUCUGCAGUGAGACUGAUCAGAACACGCCCUCUGGAGUCUGAGGCUCCACCGGUGCCAAAUCAUGAAGAUAUCAAACGGGAAAUCGUGGAGCUUCUGAAAAGAGGUCCUCCUAAAGCCGUCCGAGGACCUUUCUCUAACACAGCAUCAGUGUCUCAGGAGGAAGCUAAAGAGGCUGUUGAGAAGAAGGAGAGGGAGGUCAGACUUCGGAGAAAAUGGGCCGAGGAGAGAAAGAGACUAAACCGCAUUUUAGAUGAAGCCUUUGCUCUGAGUUCCACUAGUCUAGGUAAUUCAGGAGAUCAAGCAAAAGGGGACACGGCAUCUGGAAGCAACGGGAAUGACAGUAUAGGAGCCAGAGAGUUUGGUAAAGACUUAGAAGACUCGGGUUAUCUUCGACGUCAUGAUUACUAUGGUUAUAAUAGACUGGAUGAUAGCAUCAUACCUGGCAUGAUUCCUGGAAGGCUGUCCAUGUCAGCUCGGAGCAUCCCUCUUUAUGAGACAAGCUUUGGACUUGAUAGUGGUGAGCACCUCUAUGACUCGAUCCGGAGACCGCCCAUAGAGUACGAGUUUCUGCCGUCGCAGAUGCGAUCUGAUGGCACCGUACCUGCGUAUGGGGUUAGCGUUUCUCCGGUUCGGGCGCAGAGGGCGCGUGUCUCGCCGUAUCCUGUGCGGGAUUUUCUUGGUGUUGACCCACACAGGAGCUUGAACUCUUCUUUAAAUAGUAGCCUACAGCCCAUGCAGAUAACACCCCGGAAUCAACAAAUGGAUAGAACUAUAGAAAACGACCAUCAUUAUCAGAAUGACGAUCGAGGGCAAGACAUUAUCCGUGUUCAAGAAGAGAAUCUGUCACUUCAAAGACUUGUAGCAAAGCAACAGCGGGAGUUAGAUCAUGCUCUAGCUCUGAUUGGACAGCCGAAUUCCAGAAUUGACCAACCACAGAAGAGUAGCAGUAAGGAGGAGAAGGUUGGAUCUAAUGGUCGAAAACAGCGUAAGAUCGUUCCAGUUAACUCAUCAAAACCUCUCAACGGCCCAAGUUCAGUAUCAGCUUGGACGGAUGACCACAAGGCCGUAGAGAAGAAAUCCCAUCCACUGACCUCAACCCCCAACAAAGACAACCUAAUUAAGGUUAAACCAAAGCCUUCACAGAAGGAGGGAAGUGUAGUCUUGGAACACCAUAUAGAAAAGCCAGGUAAAGACUCGGGAAGUGUUAAAAUCUAAUCAGCAACCCAGUAAGCAGCUGAUCGAUGCACAAUCAAGCAGAGAAUUCAGGGCAUUAUGUAAUACAAGAAAACCAACAAGAUACGACUGAAAUAAUGUGGUUCUAAUGUAGAAGAGGCUCUUUUUAGUUUGUACAAAUACGUAGAGAGUUAUUAUCCUUCUUAAUUGAAACCAAACAUGACUCAGUGUUGCUUUAUUGCCGGCUCAUUGCAUUAUGCAGGAGGGGGGGGGGGGUUCGAAGGGAGAGAUAAGAAUGCAUACAAUGCUUGAAACCCAACAAAAGCUGGGGGAAUAUUUUACAAAAUUAAA